CAGAUCUGAAGCCUCACAUUCAAAGGCGUCUUGAUAAACGCCGCUCCAAUAUUCUUCUUCUUCUCCUAAUCCUAGGGUUUUCCAAUAUUCUUCUCUCAUUUGAAAGGUUCGAAGAUGAGAGAGUGCAUUUCGAUUCACAUUGGCCAGGCCGGUAUCCAGGUCGGCAAUGCAUGCUGGGAACUCUACUGCCUCGAACAUGGCAUUCAGCCUGAUGGUCAGAUGCCAAGUGAUAAGACAAUUGGCGGAGGAGACGAUGCUUUUAACACCUUUUUCAGUGAAACUGGUGCCGGGAAGCACGUCCCUCGUGCUGUAUUUGUGGAUCUUGAGCCUACAGUUAUUGAUGAAGUAAGGACAGGAGCAUAUCGCCAGCUCUUCCACCCGGAACAACUCAUCAGUGGCAAGGAAGAUGCUGCCAAUAAUUUUGCUCGCGGCCAUUAUACAAUUGGCAAAGAAAUUGUUGAUCUCUGCUUGGAUCGUAUUCGGAAGCUUGCCGACAACUGCACCGGCCUUCAAGGUUUCCUAGUUUUCAAUGCUGUUGGAGGUGGUACUGGUUCUGGUCUUGGGUCGCUUCUCUUGGAGCGUCUCUCUGUCGACUAUGGAAAGAAAUCAAAGCUUGGAUUCACUGUCUAUCCGUCACCUCAGGUUUCCACUUCUGUUGUGGAGCCUUACAACAGUGUGCUGUCAACCCAUUCUCUCCUUGAGCACACAGAUGUUGCGGUGCUUCUUGACAAUGAGGCCAUUUAUGAUAUUUGCAGGCGUUCUCUCGAUAUUGAGCGCCCUACUUACACCAAUCUGAAUCGACUUGUUUCUCAGGUGAUCUCAUCGCUCACUGCCUCUUUGAGGUUUGAUGGAGCUUUGAAUGUGGAUGUGACGGAGUUCCAGACCAACUUGGUGCCAUACCCCAGAAUCCAUUUCAUGCUUUCCUCUUAUGCCCCGGUAAUUUCAGCCGAGAAGGCUUACCACGAGCAGCUUUCAGUGGCUGAGAUCACAAACAGUGCUUUUGAGCCAUCGUCCAUGAUGGCAAAAUGUGAUCCCCGCCAUGGGAAGUACAUGGCGUGCUGUCUGAUGUACCGGGGCGAUGUUGUCCCCAAGGAUGUCAAUGCAGCUGUUGCCACAAUCAAGACCAAGCGCACAAUCCAGUUCGUUGAUUGGUGCCCUACUGGAUUCAAGUGCGGUAUCAAUUACCAACCACCCACUGUUGUCCCGGGUGGUGACCUUGCCAAGGUCCAGAGGGCUGUGUGCAUGAUCUCAAACUCAACCAGUGUUGCCGAAGUCUUCUCCCGCAUUGACCACAAAUUUGACCUCAUGUAUGCUAAGCGAGCCUUUGUUCACUGGUAUGUUGGUGAGGGAAUGGAGGAAGGAGAGUUCUCUGAGGCUCGUGAGGAUCUUGCUGCCUUGGAGAAGGAUUAUGAGGAGGUAGGUGCAGAGUCUGGCGAGAACGAGGAUGGCGAAGAUCCAGAUGAUUACUGAAGGGGAUGAACUUUGUUUCCAUGUUUGGCUAAUGCUAUUACUGGUAUUUUUCUGGCUGUGUUUAUCGUGUUUGUGAUUGUAUGUGCAAUAUAGCACAAAUUGAUUUUAUUUACUCCGACCUUUGAUUCUUCCAUCCUUGAAUGAGAUUAAGAAUUUGGAUUAGUUGGAUA
Molecule: messenger RNA, 1640 nt
Organism: Carica papaya (papaya)
Lineage: Eukaryota; Viridiplantae; Streptophyta; Magnoliopsida; Brassicales; Caricaceae
Product: tubulin alpha-2 chain
Biological process (GO): microtubule-based process
Cellular component (GO): microtubule
Molecular function (GO): structural constituent of cytoskeleton; GTP binding
Source: RefSeq, a predicted model, not a curated record